GAUGAUAAAACCGCUGUUAAUUCACUAAUAACUCCUACACCACGCCAACAGAGGUUCCCUUCCCCUUCCGAGAGAAGGCGAGAAUCCCUCUCCUCCCCAACCCUCACUCUCUCCGGCGUCUCCGCCUCCGCGGGGUGCCGAGCACCGACCAAGCAAGGCAUGGAUAGGUACCAAAGGGUGGAGAAGCCCCGGAACGAGACGCCCAUCAGCGAGAAUGAGAUCAGGAUCACCGCGCUGGGACGGAUGAGGAACUACAUCGGCUACGGGAUGUCGUUGCUCGAGGAAAAUGGGCAUGAUGAAAUUAUUAUCAAAGCCAUGGGACGGGCCAUAAAUAAGACAGUCAUGGUUGCUGAAUUGCUCAAGAGAAGGAUUGCUGGUCUACAUCAAAAUACUUCUAUCCAAUCUAUUGAUAUCACAGACACAUGGGAACCUUUGGAGGAAGGCCUUCUCCCGCUAGAGACAACUCGUCAUGUAUCUAUGAUUACCGUAACAUUGUCCAAGAAAGCAUUGGAUACAUCAUCUCCAGGGUACCAGCCACCUAUACCAGUUGAAGAGGUGAAACCUGCUUUUUACUAUGAACAUGAAGGAUCCUUUCCUGCUGCUCGUGGGAGAGGUCAUGGUGGACCUCGUGGUGGACGAAGAGGCAGAGGCAGAGUUAGCAAUGGCCCCCCUGCUUAUGAUUUGGGUGAAGAGUGGGAGGAGGAAGGGGAUUAUUACAACGGUAGAGGCAGAGGGAGAGGUCCACUAAGAGGAAGAGGAAGAGGGCGUGGCUUCUACAGAGGAGGUCGGCGUGGUGGCUAUGGUUAUGAUUACGGUUAUGGUGGCAGGGGUGGCUACUAUGAAGAGCAGGACGAAUACGGUGAUGGUGAACAAUAUGGGUAUCACCCCCCUCCCGGCCGUGGACGUGGCAGGGGCAGAAGAGUGGAGCACAAUGAAUACUUUGAUGGCGAGCCAGAUGAGUAUCAUCCGCCUCCAAGCCGUGGGCGUGGCAGGGGAAGAAGGUUUGAGCAGAAUGAAUACUUCGAUGGUGAGCCAGAUGAGUAUCCUCCUCCUCCAGGCCGUGGGCGUGGCAGGGGAAGAAGGGUGGAGCAAAACGAAUACUUCGAUGGUGAACCAGAUGAGUAUCAUCUCCCUCCAGGCCGUGGUCGUGGCUUUGGAAGAAGGGGAGGACCAUGGCGUGCGCGAGGCCGUGGCCGCGCUCGAGGCUAGAUCAAAGUUGGCAAGCCGAGCACUGAUGUUCUUAAUUAUCUGCUAGUGUUUGCUCCCUGUGUUGUUUCGGUGUGUGGGGCUGUUUGACCUGAACCUUUGUGCCCUUGAGAUGUUACCUCUGUUGAUGAUGUGCGACUUGUUGGGCAAAUUUUGUGGCCUACUCUGUUUUUGUAGGUAGGUCAGUCCGCAAAGUACUCGAACACUAAGUAGUGUAGCAUUCUCUCAUCAGCAUGUGAAGUACCAGUCUCCUGUUUAUUUGCCCCUUUUUUUUUA
Messenger RNA from Brachypodium distachyon (stiff brome), 1482 nucleotides. RefSeq lists its product as uncharacterized. Gene Ontology annotation, molecular function: RNA binding. NCBI's taxonomy places the organism in Eukaryota, Viridiplantae, Streptophyta, Magnoliopsida, Poales, Poaceae. Bases 160 to 1209 code for a protein of 349 amino acids. The record is from RefSeq and is a predicted model, not a curated record. The transcript is spliced from 12 exons.